Molecule: messenger RNA, 653 nt
Organism: Paraphaeosphaeria sporulosa
Lineage: Eukaryota; Fungi; Ascomycota; Dothideomycetes; Pleosporales; Didymosphaeriaceae
Exons: 1
Coding region: 196-531 (111 amino acids)
Source: RefSeq, a predicted model, not a curated record
UGCUGAUUUCACCAAACGAUCAUCUCUCGCUUAACGUUGUGCACCAGCGACAGUAAUAUGCAUCUGCUCUUUAGCCAGACACGCUCGGUGUUGUCAACGCUCGUGGUUGAACGGACCUUCUAGAGAAGUGUCCGUGCGCUACCCAGUUCCGCGGCUAACUGCUUCUGUGGGACAGGGACAAGCUGCACGAAAAUCAUGCAAUUCUCCGAAGCCGUGCAUACGCUUCCUCCCAGGUACAUCCAACCACCUUUCGCUGGCUCACAGCGCGAACAUUCAAGUCUACCACGAUGCGCUGCGGGCGUCCCUGCUGAUCUGCACUCUCUUCCGAGUCUUGCGGGGCACCAACUUGAAACAAUACCUGCGGAAAAAGGUCGCCGCGCCACCAAAGCGCAUCACUGUUUCAACGACCCAGCCGGAUUCGGCCACGCGAGCCAAUGUAUCACAAGUCUUCGCAGAUCCAGUGAUUGCCGCAUGCGAUGCACCACGCCAAAGCAAGAGAACAUGGAACAAGAAGAUGGCAUAGACGAAUGAGUUAACUACCGGACAUAUAACCCAUGUGCCCCAGCAUACAUGAUACAUUUUGAGUCCAGAAGCGAGACGUAUCCCCUCUCUGCAUGCGCAGAUCGAGCAAAACGUUUCACCACGGCGUGCAA